Molecule: messenger RNA, 721 nt
Organism: Uloborus diversus
Lineage: Eukaryota; Metazoa; Arthropoda; Arachnida; Araneae; Uloboridae
Product: U24-ctenitoxin-Pn1a-like
Exons: 5
Coding region: 104-544 (146 amino acids)
Source: RefSeq, a predicted model, not a curated record
GUUUAGAGUUCAAACUCACAUUGGGACUAGCAAAGCUUAGAAGUUAACAUCAUUGUUUUGCAGUGAUAACAAAUUUUGAAAACUUAAGUACUUACAGAGCAAAAUGAUGAAUCUUGCAAUUUUGGUAUUCGCAGCUGUGCUGGUAGCAGCUUCUGCGGUUGACACACGUACAGAAACCACAUGCCAAACUCAUAAACGUAACACUGGUGGCAACGCACCUGUGCAGUGGGACAUCCGUUGUGAUGAACAGGGAAAUUACGAACCUCUUCAGUGCACCAAGGGUAAACCAAAAUGGUGCUCUUGCUACAAUAAAGAAGAGGCAGUGACUUCUCCUUCCAAAUCCACCCGUUACUGCAAAUGCCCAGUAGAAAAAGAUGCAGCGAUUAAAAAUGCUGCUUCAGCAUGCGAGACCCCAACAUGUCAAAGGGAUGGAAAGUAUGAGAAAAAGCAAUGCUGCGCUACCACAGGCAAAUGUCAUUGUGUCGAUGAAAUCACCGGAGAAAAAAGAACGCAACCAACAACAAACCAGUCUGUGAAGUGUUAACUUUGCUACCUUCUUAUUAAGUUACAUUUCUUUCUUGAUUGUAUUUAAUUGAUUACUGCUUUGUUUGCCGAAUUUUUUUGCCAAAUGUAUGGAAAUGCAACAGCUAUGCUCGUAUUUGCUGUUUGAACAAAUAUGAUCAAUGUAAUACAAUUAUUUUUAAAAUAAACUUUUUUUUAA